Messenger RNA from Fundulus heteroclitus (mummichog), 956 nucleotides. It is a transcript of the gene rpain, whose product is annotated as RPA interacting protein. NCBI's taxonomy places the organism in Eukaryota, Metazoa, Chordata, Actinopteri, Cyprinodontiformes, Fundulidae. Gene Ontology annotation, biological process: protein import into nucleus. Bases 141 to 854 code for a protein of 237 amino acids. The record is from RefSeq and is a predicted model, not a curated record. The transcript is spliced from 7 exons. Gene Ontology annotation, cellular component: PML body; nucleus.
AUCAGCCUUUUCGCGGCAGACAGCGCGGGUCUGCUUCCGGGACAGGCGGAUAAAAGCUGAAACACUUUAUUUCAGGACUUUCCCCGUUUUUAAGCCGAUGUUCUUAUAAUGUGAACUUGUUUGACCAAACAAGGCCGCUGAUGGACGCCCUGCACAGACACCGCUCGCUCUACAAAGGAACCACUCCGCCAUGGAAGGAAGCUUACCGGAAGCGCUGUGUGGACAGGCUGAAGAACAGCCGCGCCAAGCUGCUGGACAGAUACCGGCAGAUGGGAGAGAGCAGCCCGGGGGCCUCCAUCAUGGUCCAGGAGGUGAUGGAGGAGGAGUGGAGCGCCCUGCGCUCAGAGCACCACAGGCUGCCCUCACUGUGGGGUCCUCACGGCCUGCCGGAGGUCUGUCACCGUCACAUCCAGCAGAACCGUCUCUCAUGCCAGAUGUUUGGUGUCACGAAUGAGCGCGACGAACUGGCGGUUCUGGAGGAGAUCCAGCAGGAGCUGAUGUCCCAAGAGAUGUCUAUAAUCGAAGAGUAUGAGAGGGACCUGCAGUUUGAACAGCAAUACAUAUCGUCUGUCGUGGAGGGAAUGGACGAGGUGCACAUCAUCUGCCCCAUAUGCCGCAUGAAGAACUUGAGCAUCAACAGCUAUUUUAUCUCCUGCCCCUGUGGACUUUACAUCAACACUAAGAAGCGGAACAUCAGUCCAGAUGUCCUGCAGCGCCUCCUGGAGUCCAGGGUGUCGGAGCACAUGGAAAACUGUCUGCACAACCCUGUUUUCUCUGUAACGCCCAGCACAGAGAGCUCCACCAUGUUGAUGAUAAGCUGCAAGGCUUGUGACUACCUGUCGGUUGUCUUGUAGUUGCACACUGCUGGGAGGAAUACACUUCUGUGAUAUUAAAUUUUCUGUUUAUUUUUGCUCUAUGUAAAUAUUUUGUGGAAUAAAGGCAUGUUUAAAUUAAAA